AGAAAAAAGCUCAGGAGGUCAGAUUAAUAGACCACGAAACAGUAACGGUAUUUCAUGAGCCAUACAUAGGUUAUGUAGAUUGUAUAUGGAAUGAUUCAGGAAUUCAAGAAUGUUAUGACAGAAGGAGAGAAUACCAGCUCACAGAUUCAGCAAAAUACUACCUUAGUGAUUUAAAGAGAAUUUCAGAUUCAAACUAUAUACCUACGGAACAAGAUGUACUCAGAGUACGAGUACCCACAACAGGAAUCAUUGAAUAUCCGUUUGAUCUAGAUUCAAUUAUUUUCAGGAUGGUCGAUGUUGGAGGGCAGAGGUCAGAACGACGAAAGUGGAUUCACUGUUUUGAGAAUGUCACAUCUAUAAUGUUUCUAGUCGCCUUAAGUGAAUAUGACCAAUUGCUUGUCGAGUCAGAUAGUGAGAACCGAAUGGAGGAAAGUAAAGCACUGUUUCGAACCAUCAUCACGUAUCCCUGGUUUCAGAAUUCAUCUGUGAUUUUAUUCCUCAACAAGAAGGACCUACUGGAGGAGAAGAUCAUGCAUUCACAUCUUGUAGACUACUUUCCAGAAUUCGACGGACCGUCAAGAGAUGCAACAGCAGCGCGAGAGUUCAUCUUGAAGAUGUUUGUUGAGCUGAAUCCGGACAGUGACAAGAUCAUCUACUCGCACUUCACAUGUGCGACCGACACGGAGAAUAUCCGAUUUGUGUUCGCUGCCGUCAAGGACACCAUCCUCCAACUGAAUCUAAAGGAGUACAAUUUGGUGUAGCAGCCGGCAAAGACUGUCAUUGCUGUGUCCACUCUGCCCGGCUGGCAUGGGCUCCUUUUUGGCCUAGCAAGUAAUAAAUUGACCUGCCCUCUGCUGGCCUGUGUCUCAUUGCCCAGUAGUUGUGGUUGAUUUACCCUAUCAGUACACAGAAAUCAAACGAAAGACAAUUUUUUUGUAUUGGGGACGUGCACUAUCGACUUGUACCUGAGAAGACCGUGCAUUUUUUCUUUUUGUCUUACGUGUUGGGCGAGAGCUCUUGUGUUAGGAAAUCAAACUAGGAAUUAAUUAAUUGUUAUCAAUGCUGAAAGCUAGUGGAUGUGUUGCAACAGUGAUGGUGUAUUGAAGACAUCGUGGAAAGCUCGUCUUUUUUUUGGAAGGAAGCCCAUGCAGUACUGCUGGACCCCUGGCUGGCUUGUAGCUCCACCCUAUGUCACGUUUAGCAGCUACUAGAGGAAAAUUUGCCUUGUUUGCUAUUUAUGCAUGGAUCAAACACAUGGAUCGCCAACACAGCUGGAUAAGCUAGAAAUUUGUGGAAGUAUCAAUAUCAACAAAAUCCUUCUCGCCUUGAUAAUGUUCCUGUUCUUAUGAGUUGAGAUCAUCUGUUGGAUAUGUUAACAACUAGCAAAGCCAAGCUGCGCCAGCGUCGCAAUACCUUCUUGCUUCUCUUGCCAGGGCGUGGACAAGUAUGAGAAAACUAUUGAUUCCUCUGGAUUGUGGAACAGUUCGAGCAGGAAAUCCAACCAGAUGAAACAAGAGUACAGAAUGAUGGAUUGAUUUGUGUGUUCGGCCAGUAUAUGAUGGCUGUGGAAAAAUUGUGGUCUGGAAAGGGAAGAAUUUAUUUUGAAGCAGCAACUCACUGCCGUAAGAUGACUUUGAAAACUGCCUGUCUCUUACUCUAGCAAUGUUUCUUUAUUAUUCUCAUUCACUGUGAAUCUGUCUUCUACAUAUCUAUUCCAUUUUCAUCCUUGACCUUACUUUCUCCUUUCUGUCAUUCUUCUUCUCUCUCUCUCUCUCUCUCUCUCUGAGACUUUUCUCCUUCUUGUUUUCCUUCCCUUUCUGACUCCAUUUGCUGAAUAUGUUCAAAAUCUACAACAAAAAUACAGCAAGCCAGCAUUUUUUGACAGGAAUGUAUGAAAGUUUAUGCUGAAGUUGAAUGGAAACUGACCACAUUCUUUCAAGAAGCUUUAUGUUGCGAUUUUUGUAUAAAUUUGCAUUUAUUUUCCAUCUGUGCAGCAAGCAAGUAGUUGGCAAUAGGUGAGUUACAGCUUACAUCGACCCGUGUUUUUGCUUCACUAGGGGAGGUGUAAAUUGUUAAUGUCAGUCAGUCAGUCAGUGUGAUAGUUGCCAUCCUUACACCUUGAUCUGCCAACUUACUGGCAGAGCAUUUGGUUUCUCAACAAAGAGAAGAGGACAGAAGAAAGAAGACGACCAUUCGUUCAAAUUUAAUAAAAAUCAACACAUUCAAUUUGCACAAUUUUUAACAUUUUUCAUUUCUUUUUAUAUAUAUUAAUCUAUAUAUAUGCAUUAUCAAUGAAAUUAUUUCUCUAGAUCAUGCUUAAAAUAACAAAGAUUUAAUCACUUUUGCCAGUCCCAGUGUUUAGGAAGCACUUCUAGGUUGUAACAAGACUUCUUAACUAACCACUGUGUGCUAUUCUUUGCUAAUUUUAUCACCUGUGUUUAUAAGCUUAUUUUGUCCCAGAAGGAGAGAUAUGGUGAAUGCCUGGGACUUUGUACAAAAUGGCAGCUGACUGCAUUUUACAAACAAAAAGUGUAUCAAAAAUAAGCAAAUUUAGCUCAUUUUUUCAUGAUUUAUCUUUAUCAACUCUACACAUUUCAUGCAUCAAAAUGUUUUUUGUUAACUUGAGGAAGUGAGUAAUCUGAUGGUGAGAGCAUUUAGUCAAACAAUUAAUACAAUUUUCUACAUCUGCUUCACAAUCUCAAGUCUAAUUUUGUGGAUAGUUGACAGAAUUUUCCAUGUAGUGUGGGACGUAGCCAUGAUAAGAAAGGAGAUUGCGCCAAAAGGUUGCCUGUCUUGUUUACUUUGCUGUUUGCUAUAUUAUGAAUCAUGGCACUUUAUUUAAGAAAACAACCUUUGUUCUUUUUCUUUUUUUACAUCAUGUUUCAAACAUUUCCAUUUUGUUUGAGGGAAGAAUAAUGAAUCUAGUACUUAGCAAAUGUAAAUGCACUUUUCACAUUACCUCCCUCUUUUAACAAUUUUCAUUGAUAAGUGACUGAUAUUUUGAUGUUUAGUAAAUUAAAAUGAUUGACAUGAUUUGUGCUCCCAAGGAAUGGAUGAGGAAAUACUAUUUAUUAUUAAGGCAAUGUGUUGCUUCUUCUUGAACACAUCUGAAAUGGAAACAAAUAUGACAGGUUUGUCUGACUCUUACC
This is a messenger RNA of Strongylocentrotus purpuratus (purple sea urchin), 3149 nucleotides long. It is a transcript of the gene gnaq, whose product is annotated as guanine nucleotide-binding protein G(q) alpha subunit. Gene Ontology annotation, molecular function: G-protein beta/gamma-subunit complex binding; guanyl nucleotide binding; GTPase activity. The record is from RefSeq and is marked provisional. Lineage: Eukaryota; Metazoa; Echinodermata; Echinoidea; Camarodonta; Strongylocentrotidae. Gene Ontology annotation, cellular component: heterotrimeric G-protein complex. Gene Ontology annotation, biological process: adenylate cyclase-modulating G protein-coupled receptor signaling pathway; action potential; phospholipase C-activating dopamine receptor signaling pathway.